This is a messenger RNA of Colletotrichum karsti, 1107 nucleotides long. RefSeq lists its product as uncharacterized. The coding region runs from base 1 to 1107 and encodes 368 amino acids. The transcript has 4 exons. NCBI's taxonomy places the organism in Eukaryota, Fungi, Ascomycota, Sordariomycetes, Glomerellales, Glomerellaceae. The record is from RefSeq and is a predicted model, not a curated record.
AUGUCUGGGUCUACCGGCGAGCUUGCGGUGCUCGUGCAUGCUACUACAUGGUCUUUGUUCUUUCUAGCAACCGUUUUCCUUGGUCUCAGGAUCUUCAGUCGCAUACGAAAUACAGGUGUUGGUCUCCAGGCAGAUGACUGGGUGUUAGUAGCAGGAUGGAUCUUCCUACUGCUAGCCUCCGCCAACGUUUCCUGGUUGAUGAGUGUCUUCUUGAUACCAGGAAACGUACUGAAGAUCACCCUUGCUCGAUCCCAUCAUAAUCUGCAAUCCGUUGCUCUUGGCCUCACAAAGACGUCUUUCGGAAUCACGCUCCUGCGACUGAUGCCUGGUGGGUGGGAAGCGAAGUUGAUCUGGGGUCUCAUCAUCACGAUGAACUUACAAUUUGCCGUACAUAUUAUUGCGACAUGGCAAAUGAUAUGCGGUGCACCCGACCAAUGGCAUAUUGGUGGAAGCAACUGUUGGCGUUUGGAUCAAUCAGUGACAUUUUCGGUCUUCAGUGCUCUAUACUCGGCGCUUUGCGACUUCAUCCUGGCCCUUCUACCGUGGAAGAUGAUAUUCAAUCUGAAGAUGAAACGAUCGGAAAGACUCAGCGUGGCCCUGGCUUUGAGUAUGGGGGUACUUGCAGGAGUUACAGGCAUUAUGAAAGCUGUUCAAGGGUACAAGCUGCUGAGCGUGAGGUCUCCAGACUAUAUGUACAACCAAGCAGUAUACUGGAUCUGGUCCAUGGCCGAACCGAACGUCACUAUCAUCUCCGCGUCGAUACCCGUGCUGAGAGGUUUCGUUCGCAGCGCUCGAAAACGAACAGAGUCAUCCCCUGGUGCGGGAGCAUACAUCAAAACCGGAGAGCAGAGUAGCAGGUUCUACAACCGUAGCGUAGUUACGGCGACUAGGGCGGAGCCUCGAGAUCAGGAUUCUGCCAGCGACAAGAGCAUCCUGGGGAAAACUCCUCGGGAUGGGAAUACUCCGGCCGCUGGUGGCAUCGCGUUGACGACUGAAGUCAGUGUUGAGUACGAACCUCGUCCCAAGACUGGGGUUCUUAUGAGAGAAGACGAAGUCUCCGGGGAGUUUGAGAUGGGUCGCAUAGUGCCUGGCGAUGCGAAGAAGUAG